Messenger RNA from Carcharodon carcharias (great white shark), 3100 nucleotides. RefSeq names its product DEAH (Asp-Glu-Ala-His) box helicase 15 (gene dhx15). The coding region runs from base 305 to 2545 and encodes 746 amino acids. The transcript has 14 exons. Gene Ontology annotation, molecular function: RNA helicase activity; RNA binding; ATP binding. The record is from RefSeq and is a predicted model, not a curated record. Gene Ontology annotation, cellular component: spliceosomal complex; intracellular anatomical structure. NCBI's taxonomy places the organism in Eukaryota, Metazoa, Chordata, Chondrichthyes, Lamniformes, Lamnidae.
UAAUCCGCAGCGUAGGGGCACCGGAGGACGGCUGCAUCCGAGCCGCUCGCUCGGCCUCCCGGAGGAUUGCCGGAGACAGCGGCCUUGUCGGCGAGGGGAGACCGGUAAAUCUCAAGCUCUUAAAGCUGAGGGGAGCCGAGCCGAGCGGAAGGGGCGGCUGCGGCUCAUCGCGGUUCCGUUCUGCCUCUUGCGGAGAGAGCGCGUUAGUCACCAAGAGCGGCCGAGCGAGUGGAGGCCGAGGGCCCGCGAAACUCUCCCCGAUAACCCUGCGACCUGGUGCCAUCGGCCUUCGGCUCUCCUGCUCAUGUCCCGUCUCAGGAGGAAAGAUAGAGACCGAGACCGUGACAAAGAUUAUGAUCGUUCAAAGGACCGAGAUCGGGACAGGGACCGAGACCGAGAUAGGGACCGAGACAAAGACUCAAGGAACUCAUCUAAUCCAGCUUUAACAACAGGAGGUGGCAUGCCCCUCAUUACAACUCCGGCACUUCACCAGCAGGCUAUCAAUCCAUUUACCAACUUGCCCCACACUCCACGCUAUUAUGAGAUCCUGAAGAAGAGACUUCAGCUGCCUGUGUGGGAUUACAAGGAAAGGUUCACUGAAAUCCUGACCAAACACCAGUCCUUUGUACUGGUUGGUGAGACUGGCUCCGGAAAGACAACACAGAUUCCUCAGUGGUGCGUUGAUUAUGUGCGGGCAGUGGUGGGACCCAAACGUGGUGUGGCCUGUACCCAACCUAGGAGGGUGGCUGCCAUGAGCGUGGCUCAGCGGGUAGCUGAUGAAAUGGAUGUGAUGCUAGGCCAAGAGGUUGGAUACUCCAUUAGAUUUGAAGACUGCAGCAGUGCAAAAACAUGUCUGAAAUAUAUGACUGAUGGUAUGUUGCUUCGAGAAGCUAUGAAUGACCCUCUACUAGAGCGAUAUGGUGUAAUCAUCCUUGACGAGGCUCAUGAGCGUACACUAGCAACAGAUAUUCUUAUGGGUGUAUUAAAAGAAGUUGUGAAGCAAAGAUCAGAUUUGAAGAUUAUCAUCAUGAGUGCCACACUUGAUGCAGGCAAGUUUCAAGUCUACUUUGAUAGUUGCCCACUGCUUACCAUUCCUGGCCGUACACAUCCUGUAGAAAUAUUCUAUACCCCGGAACCGGAGAGGGAUUAUCUAGAGUCAGCGAUUCGAACAGUAAUUCAGAUUCAUAUGUGUGAAGAAGAGGAGGGAGAUGUCCUGCUUUUCCUCACAGGUCAAGAGGAAAUUGAUGAAGCCUGUAAGCGGAUAAAACGCGAAAUUGAUGAUCUAGGCCCUGAAGUUGGAGAUAUCAAAAUCAUUCCACUUUAUUCCACACUGCCACCCCAACAACAGCAGAGGAUAUUUGAGCCUCCACCUCCAAAAAAGCCAAACGGAGCCAUAGGAAGAAAGGUUGUCGUGUCCACAAAUAUUGCUGAAACUUCACUCACUAUUGACGGUGUUGUGUUUGUGAUAGAUCCUGGUUUUGCUAAACAGAAGGUAUACAACCCACGUAUCAGAGUUGAAUCGUUAUUGGUGACUGCUAUCAGCAAAGCAUCUGCCCAGCAAAGAGCUGGUCGUGCUGGUCGUACUAGACCAGGAAAGUGCUUUAGACUCUAUACUGAAAAGGCCUAUAAAACUGAAAUGCAGGACAAUACUUAUCCUGAAAUUUUGAGGUCUAACCUGGGUUCUGUAGUUCUUCAACUGAAGAAACUUGGCAUUGAUGACUUGGUACAUUUUGACUUCAUGGAUCCACCAGCUCCUGAGACACUGAUGAGGGCCUUGGAGCUUUUGAAUUAUCUCGCUGCACUGAAUGAUGAUGGAGACCUGACGGAACUUGGGUCCAUGAUGGCAGAAUUCCCAUUAGACCCACAGUUGGCCAAGAUGGUUAUUGCCAGCUGUGAACACAACUGUUCAAAUGAGAUUCUCUCCAUCACUGCAAUGUUGUCAGUCCCACAGUGUUUUGUUCGCCCAACGGAAGCUAAGAAAGCAGCCGACGAAGCCAAGAUGCGGUUCGCACAUAUAGAUGGAGAUCACCUGACCCUGCUCAACGUUUACCAUGCAUUCAAGCAGAACCAUGAGUCGGUUCAGUGGUGCUAUGACAACUUUAUUAACUACAGAUCCUUGAUGUCUGCUGACAAUGUACGUCAACAGCUGUCACGAAUCAUGGACCGAUUCAACUUGCCUCGGAGGAGUACAGAAUUCACAAGUCGAGACUAUUACAUAAACAUUAGAAAGGCGCUGGUUUCUGGCUACUUUAUGCAGGUGGCUCACUUGGAACGCACAGGCCACUAUUUGACGGUGAAAGAUAACCAGGUUGUGCAGCUUCAUCCCUCUACUGUCCUGGACCAUAAACCCGAGUGGGUGCUCUACAAUGAAUUUGUACUUACCACUAAAAAUUACAUCCGCACCUGUACAGACAUCAAACCUGAAUGGUUAGUGAAGAUCGCUCCUCAAUACUAUGAAAUGGGCAACUUUCCCCAGUGCGAGGCCAAAAGACAACUGGAACGCAUUAUUGGCAAACUUCAGUCCAAGGAAUAUUCUCAAUACUGAAGUAAUUCUUAAGUAGGAGGCCAGACAAAUGCAGAUUUCAUAUUGAAGAAGUAUGGACUUCAGAUUCUGCCCAAUAUAACAAAUUUAAUUUGUCUAUUAAGGAAAACCUAUGGAUGUUUUCUUUCAAAUGGCUGGACAAUUCCUCACUUUAUUUUUUAAAAAACCUUGUUUAUGACAGGUUGUGUAACACUGUGUUGAGCAACAUAGUAUGUUGCUAGUGUUAUGUGGCUUUUUUUAUUGUUAUGUUGACUUUUGUCACAAACCCUGUUGGGUUUUAUGGGGCUGGGGUGGGCAAAGGUUUCAGAAUAAUGCUGUAACUGUUAAUUUUUAAAGAGUUUCAUCAUUAUUACAAUCCUGUCUGAAUUUCUUGUAGUGAUUCAGAGUUGGCAAUUAAAGUAUGUAUUUCUCAACCACAUACUGCAUGAUCCUGCCCAUGUUGACAUUCUUACUAGAAAGUUGUAGAGAUUCAAAGAACUUGGAAAAUUUAUAUGUAGGCGCCUCUGAAUUUUCCCAACACCAAUUUUUGACUUAAAUAAAGGUAUAGUGACAAGUUAA